Messenger RNA from Dromiciops gliroides (monito del monte), 1993 nucleotides. Its product is annotated as ornithine decarboxylase. The transcript has a single exon. Gene Ontology annotation, molecular function: ornithine decarboxylase activity. The coding region runs from base 326 to 1711 and encodes 461 amino acids. The record is from RefSeq and is a predicted model, not a curated record. Gene Ontology annotation, cellular component: cytoplasm. NCBI's taxonomy places the organism in Eukaryota, Metazoa, Chordata, Mammalia, Microbiotheria, Microbiotheriidae.
AGUGCCACCUCGGGCCGGCGGCUCGGCGCGGCUCCUCCAGCUGGGCAGGAGGCGGCUGAACGGGGCGGAGGUUGGGGGGAAGGCACCGUAGCCGUCGAAUUCCGUUCAUCUUCAGCAUCUCCAUGGGGUCUACCCACUCAGUCCAUGCCCUUUAAGAGAACUUUCAGUGCAACGGCUGCACCGAAGGCACAAUCAUAGCCUUAUAUUUAACAGGACUUUGUCUUCCUGGAGAACCACCUUCGGUGCAAAGCUGGAAAUAGCUUGUCUUUAAAUUCCAUCUCUUGGUUUUCUAUUUUGUUGCACUUUAGAGGAACACCAAGAAACCAUGAACAGCUUUAGCAAUGAUGAAUUUGACUUCAACUUCCUUGAUGAAGGCUUUACUGCUAAGGAUAUUCUGGACCAGAAAAUUAAUGAAGUUUCUUCUUCUGAUGAUAAAGAUGCCUUCUAUGUUGCCGACCUUGGUGACGUCUUAAAGAAGCAUCUGAGAUGGUACAAAGCUCUUCCUCGAGUAACUCCUUUUUAUGCUGUUAAAUGUAAUGACAGCAAAGCUAUAGUGAAGACACUUGCUACUAUAGGAGCAGGAUUUGAUUGUGCUAGCAAGACUGAAAUACAGUUAGUACAGAGUCUUGGGGUACCUCCAGAGAGGAUAAUCUAUGCAAAUCCAUGCAAACAAGUGUCACAAAUUAAGUAUGCUGCCAACAAUGGAGUACAAAUGAUGACUUUUGAUAGUGAAGUAGAGCUAAUGAAAGUUGCCAGAGCUCAUCCAAAGGCAAAGCUGGUUUUAAGGAUCGCCACUGAUGAUUCCAAAGCUGUCUGUCGUCUAAGUGUUAAAUUUGGUGCCACUCUCAAAACUAGUAGGCUACUCCUUGAACGGGCAAAGGAACUGAAUAUUGAUGUUAUUGGAGUCAGUUUCCAUGUGGGAAGUGGUUGUACUGAUCCAGAAACCUUCGUCCAAGCAGUUUCUGAUGCCCGCUGUGUCUUUGACAUGGGGGUGGAGUUUGGUUUCAACAUGUAUCUUCUUGAUAUCGGUGGUGGCUUUCCUGGUUCUGAAGAUGUAAAGCUUAAGUUUGAAGAGAUCACAAGUGUAAUCAAUCCAGCAUUGGACAAGUAUUUUCCUUCUGACUCUGGAGUGAAAAUCAUAGCUGAACCAGGCAGAUACUACGUUGCCUCAGCUUUCACUCUUGCAGUUAACAUCAUUGCCAAAAAACUUGUGUUAAAGGAACAGACAGGUUCUGAUGAUGAAGAUGAGGCAAAUGACCAAACCUUUAUGUACUAUGUAAAUGAUGGAGUGUAUGGCUCAUUUAAUUGCAUCCUGUUUGAUCAUGCACAUGUUAAACCUAUUCUACAAAAGAGACCCAAACCAGAUGAGAAGUAUUACUCUUCUAGCAUAUGGGGACCAACCUGUGAUGGCCUUGAUCGAAUUGUCGACCGCUGUGAUUUACCAGAAAUGCAUGUGGGAGAUUGGAUGCUGUUUGAAAACAUGGGUGCUUAUACUGUUGCUGCUGCUUCUACUUUCAAUGGAUUCCAGAGACCCACUAUCUAUUAUGUGAUGUCUGGGCCAGCAUGGCAAUGCAUGCAACAACUCAAGAACCAAGGUUUUCCAGCAGAAGUAGAGGAUCAGGAUAUCAACACUUUGCCAUUGUCUUGUGCUUGGGAAAGUGGAAUGGAACAUCACUCAACAACUUGUACUUCAGCUAGUAUUAAUGUAUAGGUGCUGUUUGUAGCCAUUAAUUGCAAGUUUAGCUUGAAUUAGAGCAUUUGGGGGGACCAUUAACUUAAUUCCUGCUAGAGUUUUUAAGUAUGUUUUAAGAAUAGGGUUUGGCACAAAUGCAGCAAUGUGGAAGACUAAGAGAUGGGGUCACACUUAUCUGUGUUCCUAUGGAAACUAUUUGAAUAUUUGUUUUAUAUGGAUUUUUAUUCACUUUUCAAAUAUGCUUCUAAAGAUUGCCCCUCAGCUGCUAAGCAAGCAUUUGUAGCUUGUACAGUGGCAGAA